UGUGGCACUGCCCCGACACCUCACGGUUGUACUGCAUAUCCGCAGUUCCAAAUUCCAUUCCUUUACUCCACACCACCAUGGCGUACAGAGACCCGUUUGCAGAGCAGUAUGGGCACUAUGACCAGCAGUAUAGCGAAGGACCUUCUUUCGAUCCUUACAACAGCAGUCAACCUCACCAAGCAUACGACCAAGGGGGUUAUGAUCCUUACACUUCGAACGGAUACAGGGAUAAUGGUAAUCCCACUACUCACGAGCCAGUAACCGCCGGAAUGUCGACGUUCCCACCGAAGGAGGGAAAUGGUUUUUAUUCCACCACGGCAAGUCAACCCCGGGACCUCCGGAGGUGGCGGUAUGAACACAAUCGUUCACUCUGGACCAAGGGAAGCAGAGGGCGGUGCAUAGGGCGGUUCUGUUGCUGCACCAUCAUGAUCACAUUGUUCUUCAUCAUUAGCAUCAUUCUUUCCUUAGUACUGUGGGCCCGGCCUCCCAAUGUUAUAAUUGGAACUGUAGGACCCUCGUCCACGGCAAGCGAGGUCCAACUAGAAAGUGACGGCGUGCAGCUUAAUCUUGCUAUUAACAUAACCGUCAACAACCCAAAUUAUUUCUCAGUAUCAUUUUCGUCCGUAAAGGCGAAUAUAUACUACCCUAUCAACAAUACUUACGUCGGAGGAGGUAACCAAUCCGACGUUACCUUCCCAUCCCACACAAACAAAACCAUCACAUUCCCCUUCACGGUUGCUUACACUACAACAAUGCCUUCUAGCGCUCAGAUCUUGGCAGAUCUGGCGACCAAGUGCGGUCUUACUGGAGGUACAAAGUCUGACAUCACCUUGGAUUACGAUAUCACGUUGGGUUUGCGUGUCCUUUUCUUUACCGUAUCACCGACGGUCAGCAGCUCCGCCAGCUUCCUCUGCCCGCUAUCCUCGUCAGAUUUAUCGGGUUUCUCUUCCGUCCUUGGAGGAAUUGUAUAAAAUGUGUUGGUUCAGCUCCCUGUACAUUCACCGUUGAUUAUUCCUAUGCAGUCACAUAGUGUUUCUAUAGUCUUUUCCUUGACAUUACUUGUCGUGCUCCGAGACGUUGAUCUUAAUCUACGUUGAUGCUAGCUCGGUGUCUACG
Messenger RNA from Pisolithus orientalis, 1116 nucleotides. RefSeq lists its product as uncharacterized. Bases 78 to 971 code for a protein of 297 amino acids. The record is from RefSeq and is a predicted model, not a curated record. Lineage: Eukaryota; Fungi; Basidiomycota; Agaricomycetes; Boletales; Pisolithaceae. The transcript has 9 exons.